Molecule: messenger RNA, 2087 nt
Organism: Hydractinia symbiolongicarpus
Lineage: Eukaryota; Metazoa; Cnidaria; Hydrozoa; Anthoathecata; Hydractiniidae
Product: coiled-coil domain-containing protein 42 homolog
Exons: 13
Coding region: 407-1339 (310 amino acids)
Source: RefSeq, a predicted model, not a curated record
GUGACAGAAUUACAGUUCUUUAGUAUUGUGGUUAAUAUACAUUAGGUUUACCUUAGUCAUUAAACAUGUUAUGUAGAGCCUGACACAGUGGGGGUGGUUUCUACCUAUAGACCUAAUCUUAAAGAUUGCCAGGGUUAUUAGUCUCACUUGCCUGUAAAGGAACUGGACCCUACCCAGGUCUUGAUUAUUAAUGGUUGCAUAUAAGAACACAACAUCCCACACUGCACAAGUUCUUCAGAUGUACCUUACAGCUUACAGUUUUGGGAAGCCAAAUCUAUCUAUCUAGCCAUUAUCCUUCUAUGUAUAUACUGGAUUAUAUUGCACAAGGAGGCAUUAGAUAAAAAGCUUUGGAUAUUUCAUCAGAAGAGACAUUGCAUGUAGCCAGAGGUAUAUACAUGCUGUAAAUAUGGCAGUCAACUUAGAAGAAUACUUUCGUACAAAAUUUGAAGAUAAACUUCUCAUAAACAUGCCUGAAAGAGAAGAUGAUCAUCUUACACCAGCCACAAGACUGCUUGAGAAAAGACGAGAAAUGACUGAAGUAGAGCAAGCAUUGGCUGCACAAAAGGAGGAGUUCCAAAUGAAAAUGGAAAGCUUGCAACAGCGCAGAGAAGAACUUGAUCGAAAAGAGUACCAACUUAAAGAGUCUCUUUUGAAAUUUGACAAAUUUUUAAAGGAAAAUGAUUGCAAGCGUGCACGUGCAUUAAGGAAGGCUGCAGAUGAAAGGGAUGCGAAACAUGGCAAAGAUAAUGAGAUAAAAAAGUUGCGCGAAGAAAUUCAUACAUUGACUGAGAAGAAAAACAAAAUGCAGAGCAAAUUGGAAAAAUACUCAAAAUUUCAUAAAUAUCUUGAUAAAGUUUUAGAACUUGCUGAAGACUUUCAUGAAAUCCGCGAGGUGACAGCUCGUUAUGAUACACUAAUUGCCACGCACAAUGACUUGCUAGCUAAUGAAAAUCGAAAUCAGGAUGCCAUCGAGCAAGAACGAGCAAAAUUAAAUCGAUUUAUAGAAGAGAAAAACAACGAGGUUCUGAAUUGCAACAACCAGUUGGCACAACUGCAAACGUCACUAGAGAAAACACAGAGUAGAGCUCAUAAAUGGGAAUCAACUUGGACACACAUUCAAAACACAGCAGCCAAGAAAACAUUGCUACUUGGAAGAAUCAAGAUGGCCACCCACAAUUUAUUUAUGCUAGUCAACAAACAUGUAAAACAGAGCACUCCAGUCGAAAGUACAUCUGAACAGUUAAAUAAGAUUCAAACAUUUAUACAAGAUUUGACGCAAAUAACAAAUGAAAUCAAACGAUCUGAAAACGCGAAUGCAUCGAUUUCUACCAACAUGUGAUGAAUGUCAAAAAUUUGUUGUUUUAACAAAACUUUUAUUAUAGGAUAGGCUUAUGCGGUUAGGAUCUAAUUUUAGUCCAGAUACAAGUUCCUGUGCGACUUGCUUCGCUGUUUUGGUUGUAAGCUGAGAGAUAUUUUUCUAAAAGCUUUAUAAAUGAAAUUUUGAAGAUAGUAAAUCAUGUUAAUUAACGAUUUCAUGGAGUUUCGAAGUUUGCCCAUGUAUUGUUCAUGGUGAUCACCGUUCUGGAAAAUGUUGCUAUUUUCACAAAAAAUAAAAAAUUUCCUGUAAAAUUUCCUUUCCUGAUCCGGAAAGUAACUGCGUUGAGUAGAAUGAUGCAAAAUGGGAUGUUUGAAUCAUUUUUCAGACUUUACGGAUAGUGUUUCCUGAACCUUUAGAAAAACGUAAAUUUUAGUUUUCCUCAAGUCGGGUGGCUAAAACUCUGUAAAAACCUUUUUGUCCUGGUGUAAUCUAAAUAUUAUUGUAGAAAAUUAAGAAAAAUUUCUCGAAAUGUCAUUGGAGUUAGAGUUUACCAUUUUAAAGAUUGUCUAAGUUUCGCCUAUCUAAAAAGGGGGAAAAACAACUCACAAAUUGAUGUAUUAUUUUUUGGUUAUUGUAUAGUUCAUCUCUGAGUUCAAAUUUUAAAUUUGUACAUUGAAAGUGUAAUUUAUUUUUGAAAUAUUUGUAUAUUGUUAUAUGUUAAUUCUUUCAAAUUUUAGUUUCAUCUUAAACCUCUAACGUUUUAUAUUUU